Molecule: messenger RNA, 870 nt
Organism: Solea senegalensis (Senegalese sole)
Lineage: Eukaryota; Metazoa; Chordata; Actinopteri; Pleuronectiformes; Soleidae
Exons: 5
Coding region: 75-812 (245 amino acids)
Source: RefSeq, a predicted model, not a curated record
CAGGCAGAAGUGAAGACGAGACUGCAGCAUGGACAGGAUGCAUCUGAGAGGAAAAGCCCACCUCACAUGAGACGAUGGAAAUGUCGCUGAAACAGUCGACUCUGGUGCUGCUCACAGUGGCAGUGCUGGUGGUCUCAGGUCAGGAACAUGUGGAUCUGGAUCACAGAGAGAAAACAGUGGAUGUUGCCAUCGGUUCCUCUCUGACUCUGCACUGCAAACUGAAGACGGAAAAGUACGAAAGGUUUCGUGUGCACUGGGAAUUCCUCCCUUCCUCUGGACCCAACAGCUCACAGAUUAUCCAUAAGGACUUAGUGGACAGAUCUGCAAAGACGUCCAACAGGACGACAGCGCAGCAGUACCAUUGGGAGACAUAUAUCAUAGCAAACGUUACAGACAAGAACAGUGGAUCGUACCAUUGUAAAGUGAUAGAAGAGAUUCCCGGUUUUGAAAAUGUUCAAAGCAAGAAAACACAAGUGGUUAUUGCAGAGAGCUUAAUGGAAACUACAGCAUACCCGUCAGUACUGACGAGAAAACAAGCGACUCCUAACCUUGUCCCAGAGUUCCCUAAAUGGUGGAUGUGGAUGGUGUUGUGUUUAUCGAUUCUCGCCCUGUUCAUCCUGCUGCUCAUAUGUGCCGUGCUGAGAAGAAGAUGUCGCAGAAGACAAGAAGACCCCAUCUAUGCAAACACACGUCCUGUGGCCAAGCAGCCAUCACCACGACCGGGAGCGCCAGCGAGCAACAACCUGAAGGCCGUGCCGUCAUCUGUGAACCUCAGACCCCCGAGUCCCAGGAGGAACUCAUACAAAUCCUGAUUUUGUAACAUUUCAUGUUUUUCAAGUAUAUAAUCUACUGGCAUUUUUAUUUUCCCUU